Molecule: messenger RNA, 729 nt
Organism: Callorhinus ursinus (northern fur seal)
Lineage: Eukaryota; Metazoa; Chordata; Mammalia; Carnivora; Otariidae
Source: RefSeq, a predicted model, not a curated record
AUGCCUGGCACUUUUGUUUUGUUUUUCCUGUUUCACAGGUUUGUAGAUCAGUACCUGCAACAGUUCAUCCAGUCUGCUAAUAAACACUUCAUGAGUGGCUACAAUGUUAUCUUUUACAUCUUGAUGGAGGACUUCUCCAAACUACCUCCCAUAGAGUUAGGUCCCCUUCGAACAUUUAAACUAUGUAUUGUACUCAGACAACAUGUGUGGAAAGACCUGAAUUACAUAUACAUGAGGAACUUGAAUAUAUACAUCCUAGAACACAUCCAGUACGAAGUUGACUUUCUCUUCAGUAUGACUGUAAACCAGAUCUUCAAGAAUAACUUUGGUGUAGAAGCCCUGGGCAAGUCUGUAGCUCAACUCCAUGCAUGGUGGUAUUUUGGACAUGCCAAAAAUUUCCCUUAUGAGAGAAGCCCUAACUCAGCAGUUUUCAUCCCUUUUGGAGAGGGAGAUUUCUAUUACCAUGGUGCAAUUUUUGGUGGCACACCCUAUGAAGUUUUAGCCUUCAUUGAAGAAUAUAAAAAAGGAGUUCAAAAUGAUGCCAGAAGUGGAUUUAAGAGUGCAUAUGAACAUUACCUAAACAAAUAUUUGUUUAUCAAUAAACCCACUAAGUUGUUAUCACCAGAAUACAAUUGGGAUCCAAAUUUUAGACCUCCCCCACAAAUUAAACAUGUGAAGAUAGAAUGGCAGUCAAAAAGUAUUUGAUGGUUGUAUCAUUAGAUUCAUGAA